GAUGAAGAGGAUGAGAGGAGCGUUGAAAAACUGAGGCUUGUGCUUUUUAUUUUCUGUUCCGCACUGAUCAUAUUAUUCACUGCCAGCGCCAUCAUUUAUGUCCGUCGACGUGGCUACAUCUUCAAGCUUUACAAAAAACGUAUUGCUAAACUUGUGGCUGGAAAGCAACAGGAGCUCGAUCCUGAUCGAUUCCUGUACGACGUGUAUCUUUGUUUCAGUUCCAGUGAUAUUAAGUGGGUAGAAAGAGCGCUGUUGAAGAGGCUCGACUCUCAGUUC
Sinocyclocheilus anshuiensis is the source of this 276-nucleotide messenger RNA. Its product is annotated as toll-like receptor 5. Gene Ontology annotation, biological process: inflammatory response; toll-like receptor signaling pathway. The record is from RefSeq and is a predicted model, not a curated record. Lineage: Eukaryota; Metazoa; Chordata; Actinopteri; Cypriniformes; Cyprinidae. The transcript has a single exon. The annotation marks the transcript as partial. Gene Ontology annotation, cellular component: plasma membrane. Gene Ontology annotation, molecular function: signaling receptor activity.